Molecule: messenger RNA, 4152 nt
Organism: Microplitis demolitor
Lineage: Eukaryota; Metazoa; Arthropoda; Insecta; Hymenoptera; Braconidae
Gene: Pcif1
Product: mRNA (2'-O-methyladenosine-N(6)-)-methyltransferase
Exons: 4
Coding region: 149-2500 (783 amino acids)
Cellular component (GO): nucleus
Molecular function (GO): mRNA (2'-O-methyladenosine-N6-)-methyltransferase activity; RNA polymerase II C-terminal domain binding
Source: RefSeq, a predicted model, not a curated record
ACUUUGUCCGCACUUCUGAUCAGUCUCCAAGCAAAUGGCGUCUUACAGGUGGAGUCCGUCGCGUCAAUUUAUCACAAAUGAUGAAUGAAUCGUGAUAUUUGUUAUAAAUAACAAUUAAAUUUACACAUAAAUAAUACAUAAUGAAAAUAUGAAUGAGGCGAGUGGUGGAAAACAAGAUUUACCAAAUACUACAAACACAACAGUCUGGGAUGUUAUGUCGAGUCAGUCGAUGUCUCCGGUAGCAGGCACAAUGCACCACCACCACAAUCUGCACCAUCAUCACCAUCCUUCAAUGAUGCAACAGGAUCCUGGCUCAAAUGUCAGCCAAGUUAUUGUACCAACUCCAGUCAAACUUCAACCCCAGCAAAUUCCCCAGACUCAAAAUAUUGUCGAUCAUUGCUCUCCGCUGUCACACUUACAGCAGCCAAUGCCGAUAAAUCAAGGUGCACCAGGUUAUCCAGAAGCUGAAUUGUCAAUAGAACUCCAGCAGCAGGGAUGGAAAAAAUUUUGGAGUAAACGAGAAAAUCGGCCGUACUUUUGGAAUAAAUUAACUGGAGAGUCACUAUGGGUAAUGCCGGGUACCAAACCUCAGUUUGAUCCCAUAACUGAUCCUUUGGGAAUAUGCGGAGGCGGUGCGCCAGUGCCACCAGGAAAUGGGCCACUGACUCCUGGUACUCCGGGAGGUCCUCUAAAACGACGUGCCUCUGAAGACGGUAAUCCGACAGUCGCUAUAAAAAAAUUCGUACUCGCUGGUCCAUGGGAUCUCGAUGUACCGACAAAUGUUAUAAUUUAUGAACGGGCGCCGUCAAAUUUACUGCACGUUCACCCGGACGCGGAAGCUCUUCGUUGCAGCUUGCUGUCAAAAUUGCGUCAGUGUUACCAAGAGCUUUGUCACACGCGCGAAUCUAUUGACGCGCCAAAAGAUUCGUUCAAUCGAUGGCUUAUGGAGCGCAAGGUGAUUGAUUGCGGCUCAGAUCCGCUAUUACCAAGUCAGUGUUUUCCUGAGAUAUCAAUGUCGAUGUACCGGGAAAUAAUGAAUGACAUCCCGAUUAAAAUAGUACGGCCUAAAUUCACUGGAGAUGCGAGAAAACAGCUAUCGCGGUAUGCAGAGGCUGCUAAAAAAAUGAUUGAGUCGCGAUCAGCUUCUUCGGAGAGCAGAAAAGUCGUAAAGUGGAAUGCGGAAGACACUUUUCAGUGGCUAAGACGGACAGUUGGCGCAACUUUUGACGAUUUUCAAGACCGACUUGGACACUUGAAGCGUCAGUGCCAACCUCAUCUUACAGAGUCUGUUAAAACGAGCGUGGAAGGAAUCUGUUUAAAAAUAUACAAUUUAUCAACAGAUUACGCUAAAAAGGUCAAGGACAAAAACCAUCAAAUAUUAAAGGAAAAUGGGCUUGGAGAUGUGAUACCUCUAGGUGGACCAGCCAGUACUCAACGUAAAGUCUGGUGUUAUCCAGUGCAAUUUUCAUUACCGGCGCCGCGAUUACCGCAAAUCGAAUAUCUUCCUGAACGUGAACAAACAAUGUUACGCUAUCACGGCGACACUAUGUGCAUUAACAAUUCCCAUCUAACGAAACUCGAACACUUAUACAGGUACAACUGUUUUGAUGAUAAAAAAUUUGAAAUGUUUUUACCACGUGUUUGGUGCGCACUUAAACGCUACCAGACUUAUCUAGGAAUAAAUGAGGGCCAUGCCACGCAAAUGGCAUUGCCUGUAACUGUCUUCGAGUGCCUGCAGAGAUCAUUUGGCGUCACAUUUGAAUGCUUUGCCUCUCCAUUUAACUGUUAUUUCCGACAAUACUGCUCGGCGUUCGCCGAUACCGACUCGUACUUUGGGUCACGCGGGCCUUUUCUGGACUUCAGGCCUGUAAGUGGAUCUUUCGAAGCCAACCCGCCGUACUGCGAGGAACUAAUGGAAGCCAUGGUAAAUCAUUUCGAGAGACUGCUGUCUGAUUCAACGGAGCCGCUGUCUUUUAUUGUUUUUCUACCGGAAUGGCGCGAUCCCGCACCGAACGCACUAAUCAAACUGGAAAGCAGUCAUUUUAAACGGAAACAAGUGGUCGUCCCUGCUAUGGAACAUGAAUACAGGCAUGGCUUCCAGCAUAUAUUACCCAAAGGGGAAGUUAAUAUCAGAGCAGCGCAUGGUACUCUGGUAGUCUGGCUUCAAAACGCAGCUGGGACAGCGCGUUGGGGUCCAACUGAAGAGCGAGUCGAGUCGCUUCUAGAAGCUUGGAGACCAGGGAGAGAGCGAGAACGUGAUCGGCAAGAACUCCUGUCGCCUCCAAGACAACCGACUCACCAACCAAUACCAUCUACUCCGCUGCCUUUACCGUCAACAUGUCCAGCAGCUUCACCGACCAGUCCCUCAAUCGCGACCACUAUUCCACCUCAAUCACUUACAAUCCCCGCGGGAAUUCCUAGUGCAUCCGUACCUACGACUACUAAUUCACCCACAUCGACGCUACCUUUGUCUUCAUCUGUUCCAGCUCAUCCCAUUUAAUCAUGAUAAUUAUAAUGAUCUCAUUGGUAAGCAAAAUUUACUAUUUCACUAUCACAGGUCAUUUAUUUCUUUUUGAAAUUCGCUCUUACUGUCGAUUUAUUAUUUAAUUAUUGAUAUUGUAAAUAAGAAUUUAAUGCACAUGCACUCUAAACAAAAAAACAAAGCAAAAAAAAAAAAUGGUUGUUACUGAGUUUUAAUGAGAUAUAUAAAUUUAUUUGCCGUAGAACUCAUGCUUAUUUUUAUUCUUUUUUUAGAUUUAAAUUUAACAGUUUGCUUUUCGCGUUUACUAUUAUUGUCUUUUUAUAUUUUUUCAAUUAAAAAAAAAAAUAUAUAUAUAUAUAUUAUAUUAUAUCAGUUGAGUGUACAUUAAUAUACUAGAUAAAAUAUAUAGAGUAAUUAAAAGAGUUAAUAUUAGAAGAGAAAACUAUUAAAUCAGAUAUAUAUCAUUGUAAAAUUUAUUAUCAUAAAUAUUGUUAAAAAAAUAAUAAUAAUAAUAAUAAUAAAUUGGCGUAACAAUUAUUUUAAAAAAUAUAUUAAUAAAUAUAUGUAUUGUAUAGGGGAAGAAAUAAAAAUUAUUAAAAAUAAAACCUACAUGUUUUAAAUAAUUUAUCAAUUUUUUGUUAAUUGUUAUGACGACUAAUUGAUAUAUUCAUAAAACAUGUAGAUUAUUUAAGGGGGAAAGGGGUUUGAGAUACAAAAACAAGAGAAUAUUUUUAUGAUUUUUUUUCAGAGUGCCUUCUUUUUUACAAUUCUUAAAAUUUGUGACAUUAUUAAGCAUCAUUUCAAGAAUAUUCUGAUAAAUUUUCGUAAAAAAAUAUUGAAAAAUAAGCCAGUGGUAGUGGGGAGAGACGAGUCACCUGAAAAAUAAAAUCUCCAGUAAGCAGGAUAACUCUUUUUUGAUUUCAGAUGAGGCAGUCAUGAGUUAUCCUGCCUACUGGAGACUUUAUUUUUGUGACUCGUCUCUCCCCACUGUCACUGCCUUAUUUUUCAAUAUUUUUUUACGAAAAUUUAUCAGAAUAUUCUAGAAAUGAUGCUGAAUAGUGUCACAAAUUUUGAGAAUUUUAAUGAAGAAGCUAUUGUGAAAAAAAAAUUACAAAAAUAUCUUCUGUGUUAUGUAUCUCAGACCCCUUUCCUCCUUAGAUAAAAUAUUACUAGAUACUUGCCGUGCAAGAUUAAAAGGGACUUAAUAAUAAAAAUAUAAAAAAAAUAAAUAUAUAUUGAAUUGAAGUAUAAAAUAAAUUAAGAAAAAAAAUCAUUACAAAGAUAAUUAAAGUUAAUCAAUAGUUAUGGCGCCUAAAGUAAUUGAGUAUAUAUAUAUAUAUACGUAAAUUGUUUUUAAAUUAUAGUAAAAUAAAUUUAAAAGUUUUAAUUCGUCAAAUCAUUUAUUUCUGACUUCAAAGCAUCGUCUAAUAAAAUAUUCGUUGAUUUACGCUUCGAUAUAAUUAAACUUUUGUGUUAGAGUUAAUUAUUAGUAGUUAUCAAUUGACGUCGUACAAUGAAUUAUUUAAAGAAGUGUGCAUGUACAUAAUAAAUUUUAAAAGACCGAGCACUGAAAAUAUCACUUACAUUGUUUAUUUUAAAAAUAUGAAUGUUUAUUAUUCAUAAUCAUCUUCAUUAAUAAUCACAAUAAAUUUUUUAUACUGUAUACAUAA